Ochotona princeps (American pika) is the source of this 1097-nucleotide messenger RNA. It is a transcript of the gene HAUS7, whose product is annotated as HAUS augmin like complex subunit 7. The transcript is spliced from 10 exons. Gene Ontology annotation, cellular component: HAUS complex. The coding region runs from base 9 to 1061 and encodes 350 amino acids. Lineage: Eukaryota; Metazoa; Chordata; Mammalia; Lagomorpha; Ochotonidae. Gene Ontology annotation, biological process: centrosome cycle; spindle assembly. Gene Ontology annotation, molecular function: microtubule minus-end binding. The record is from RefSeq and is a predicted model, not a curated record.
CGGGGCAAAUGGCCUGCGUCGCCGGUGUCGGCAGGGUCGGCCUCGGCACCUGCGAUUGCUAUGAGGAGAAUGACGACAGCGUGUUCAAAGCAGCGUUGGAGGUGUUCCAGAAGCUUAAGGAGCUGAAAUGCCCCUUGCUGGAGGGCCUGUACAUCGCUGAACCAAAGACCAUUCAGGAACUGCUGUGUAAACCCUCCAAGUACCGCUUGGAGAUUCUGGAGUGGAUGUGUAGACGGGCCUGCCCCUCCUUGCAAGAGAAGCUCAGCUCACUGAAGACAGCCCCGGUGGAGGUGAAGAUCCAGGAGAUGGUGAAGCUUGGCUAUGAACUGAUGCUGUGCGCUCCAGAUGACCAGGAUCUUCUGAAGGGCUGUGCCUGCCCCUGGAAGCAACUGCACUUCAUGGACCGGCUCAUGAACGUGAUUCGGAGCCUGAACGUCGGAGGCUCCAACUGUGUCAGCCUGCAGGAGUGCUUUGAGGACACCAUGGAGAAGAACGAGGACCUGCUGGAGGAGGUCUUCUCCAGCUGUAGGCCGCACACGCUGCUGAGGCCCCUGCACGUGCAGCCCGUCCUCGAUGAGCGGAGCGCGAAGCACCCGAGUUCGUGCCCCUCCUCCCAGUCAGAGGAAGAGAAGCUGGCAGACCUGGCCAGGCAGCUGCAGCAGUGCGUUGCCAAGUUGCAGGCGCUCCGAGCAGAGAAGCCAGGGUCUGCUCUGAGUGGGACAGACAGCAGCACCGUGGAACAGAAGCUGCGCCUGGUUCUGUCUGACCUCUACCAGCUCGUCCUUGCCUUUCUCCAAGUCUAUGAUAAUGAGCUCAGCGAGUGCUGCCAGCGCCCGGAGCCUGACCUGCACCUCUGCGGCCCCGUGAUCCAGGCCGUGCACCAGACUCUGGCUUCUUGUAGCCAGCUGCUGAAAGCAGUCGUAGAGAUCAUGGACGCCUCUGCGCAAGUCUUGGAGAUGGCCAGGAGGCAGCAGGCUGAGCACGUCCGCUGGGGCAGCAGCCACGCCAUGAAAAGUCUAGCCUCCAAAAUCAAUGAACUCACACUGGCAUACACGGUCUGAACCGACAGCCUGUACCAGGACCCGGGAUAGGGCUGC